Miniopterus natalensis is the source of this 1688-nucleotide messenger RNA. It is a transcript of the gene TMEM81, whose product is annotated as transmembrane protein 81. The record is from RefSeq and is a predicted model, not a curated record. NCBI's taxonomy places the organism in Eukaryota, Metazoa, Chordata, Mammalia, Chiroptera, Miniopteridae.
CUUCUCUAUUCUACAGAGUGAAGUGAGUAGGCCAAGGGGCAGGGAGAAUUAUGCAUCCACUCCUCCCGAAAAUAUCUUUGGUGUCCUUGGGAAGGAAAAGUGCCUAGAAGGUGGAGAGGAGCUGCAUUUAAUAGCGGUAACUUGCUGAUCAACAUUUGAAUUCUAAGAGGGCUCUUGGCCCUUGUCCUCAUGAAUUUUCAUUUCCAUUUAAAAUUCCUUACACAGGAACAGUGUUUCACACUUUACAAAGUAUUUUCAUGCACACUUUAUCAUUUGGUGCUCAAAAUGGCUUUCCUGAAAUAUGCACCAAGGUUUUAAUUUACAAAGGAGAAAUUAGACAUAAAGAUUCAGGAAGGAUAAGUGACUUGCCUCCUAGUCUGGAGUUCUUAAUUCUUGUUAUAGAAGGUUUAGGAGCAUUGAGAGGCAGUAACUUAAUUCAGGUUAAUUCUCUCUUUUAAGACUUGUUAUUUGAUUUCUUAUUUGGUAAGGUCGAAACUCUCUACAUUAGAUCCCACAAUUUGGCGGGGAGGGGAAAGAGUGAGGGCAAGUCUGGCUUCAAUGCAUUUGAGGUGAUUUGGGAAUUCACUUCAGCUUCUUAGGCCUUCUUUGUCUUCCCAAGAGGUGGAUUUAAAGUCAUUAAAAGUGUGGAAAGAAGGAAGAUUGGUUAGGGGGUCAAUAACAAGCAGAGGUGGUAAAGCAGCAACAUUGUGACUUUCCUGCCUGGCGGCCUCACCUGUUAAUAAGGACUGGACUCUGGUUUAGAGUGGCAGUGUUUUAUUGAUAAUGCAUGUAUCAUAUCUUUUGACUUUGAAGGAUAUCUCAUGUGGAAGGAAUUGAGUUAUGAUACCGUAGAGGAUUCAACCGGAAUACCUUGGGGUGCUGUCUGAGGGCAGUGAAAUGUCUGCUGAGACAUGAAGACUUUGGCUACUGGUUUUAUCCUUGGGAGCCUGGUGUUGGCCGUCUGCCUGCCUCUUGUGACUUUUGCACAGCCCAUCCCUAAGAAGCUGCAAGACGCUGUGGGGGAAGUUGUUGUCAAUACCACGGCCUGUACUGUCACUUGUGGCCUUGGCUAUAAGGAAGAGACCAUCUGUGAGGUGGGCCCUGAUGGAGUGAGAAGGAAGUGUAGAACUCAGCGUUCGGAAUGUCUGAGCACCUGGAUCUGUGGGAUGCUCCAUUUCACCGUUUCCUCAGGAAAGGAGUAUGAGCUGAUCUGUCUGAGUGCAGACAUCCUGGAGAUUGGGCUGGAUAAGUUCCGGUUCAGCUGGAGAAUUGCUCGGGGUAUCAUCUCAAUUGAAGAUGAAGUCUUCAAGCCCUUCAUGUCCCGUUCCUACUUUGUGAAGUUUAAAUCUAUUCAGGAGUAUGACUCUGGGACCUACCGGUGUGAUGUGCAGCUGUUAAAAAACUUGAGAUUCGUCAAGAGGGUCUAUUUUGGGCUGAAGGUCCUAUCUUCUAAGUUGGUGCACCUGGAUUUUCAUCAGUCCCUUACUGAGGAACAGAAGUUAGCAGAUGAGGGCCUUCAAGUGAAUCUGGGCAACUAUUCCAGGCCUCCCCAUUUGCCAUGGAGAAGGGAUGUGGCGACAGCCUUGGGAAUAGGAAUUGCUAGUGGAGUGAUUGGCGGGGUGUUGGUGAUCUUUGUCGUGAGCAGUGGGCUGAGGGUGGUCUAUAGAAAUGCCAGCGAUGAGACCUAA